Messenger RNA from Spodoptera frugiperda (fall armyworm), 616 nucleotides. RefSeq lists its product as uncharacterized. Bases 78 to 506 code for a protein of 142 amino acids. The transcript has 3 exons. Gene Ontology annotation, biological process: positive regulation of voltage-gated potassium channel activity; regulation of synaptic transmission, cholinergic; sleep. The record is from RefSeq and is a predicted model, not a curated record. NCBI's taxonomy places the organism in Eukaryota, Metazoa, Arthropoda, Insecta, Lepidoptera, Noctuidae.
AAUUAGAGUGUCGUCAUCGACAUGUAAUUCAGUUCCCCUCUUCCACUCCUAGUGAUUGCCGUCAGUAAGGUGUAGUGAUGACGUCAUCAAAAACUGGUGUAGUGUCAUUGAUUUUCAGUUUAUGUUGUGUUCGAUAUGCAUCUUCAAUCCUGUGCUAUGACUGCAACAGUGCCUAUGACCCUCGGUGUGGGGAGGAGUUCGAUUCCUUCAGUCUGGGCAUCGUCAACUGUUCUUUGAGGGACCCGCCGGAACAUUUAGAACCUAUCGAACCUACUUUCUGUAGAUCUAUCAAAAUGGAGAUCUACGGAAAAGUCCGGGUGGUUCGUCAGUGCGGCUACUUAGCUGACAAUGAAAUAAAGGAGCGAUCAUGUCGCCGUGUGGUCGGCAACGGGGACUUAUUCGUCACCUACUGCACUUGUAACACAGACCUCUGCAACUCGGGAGUCGCUCAGAACUACCAACAGAUGGCGCUCGUUAGUGCGGUGUUAUUAUUGUUGUUGUGGUAGAUUUGAUUUGUUAAUUUUGGCAUAAAUGGUGUUCGUUUGUUUCUGUUGUUCUUGUUUUUAAUUUUAAUAUGUGUUAAUUUUAUGAAUUAAAUAGAUUAGGUAUUGUUUUA